CGGACUAUGGCGGAGGUGCGCUCCCGGAGAACCGCGGGCUCGCGCCGGGGCCGGGGCCGGGGCCAGGGCCAGCGGAGACUCCCGACCUGGGAGGUCUCAGACUCGGACCCCGAGGGCGCCAACACUGCGGAGGCGGGCGCGGAGGCCGGUGGCGUGGCGGGGGAGCGCAGGGCGGCGGUCAAGGCUCGGCGGCCGGAGCAGGUCCUGAGACGCCUGGUGGUGUGCGUGGACCCAGCCGUCCUGGAAGAUGCUGGUGCGGACAUCCUGAUGGAGGCUCUGGGCGCGCUGGGCUGUGAGUGCCGCAUCGAGACGCAGCGCCUGGCCCGCAGCCUGCAGUGGAACGAAGUGAGGCCCAGCCUCGACCCCUGCGGCGUGUCUCCUUCCUGCUGGCCCACAUCGCGCACGCCUCACAGAGGGUCAAAUCAAGAGCGAGAUGAUGCCCAAGCCAUGCGGCCAGUGCCUCCAGAGCUGCAGGCUGAGGAUGAGCAGGAACUGCUACUUCUGCUGGAGCCCCAGGAGUUUCUGCAGGGUGCUGCCCAGCUGACCCAGAUGUCCAGCCCACCCUGUUCUAUGCCCUGGAUUCCUCUGGAGAGCCUCACACACCUCCAUCUGGCUGUCAUCGGGCUAGAGGCCUACCUAUGGUCUCACCAGCCCAGCGCCCAGAGGAUACAGCAACUGGAGAGUCCAGAGGUGUCCAUUGGUUGGCCUGAGGUGGAGGAGGCCCUGGUGCUCCUGCAGCUCUUUGCAGAUCUGGACGUGCUACUGGUAGCCUCAUGGCAGGAACUGAGUCAGCAUGUGUGUGCUUUCACCAAGGCCCUUGCCCAGCGCCCCUCCAAGCAGUGCCGGGACACCCAGGCCUUUGCCUUCUGUACAGCAGGGCGCUGGGCUUCAGGCCAGCGAGUGUCCAGAGAUGGUUCAGGGCUCCGAGGAGUGUGGUGGAAGCAGAUCAGGCAGUUUAACCGGGUCAGCCCAGCUGUGGCUGAUGCCAUUGUCACUGCCUUCCCCUCCCCCCGCCUUCUGCAGCAGGCAUUCUCAGCCUGCAGCACGGAGCAGGAGCGCCUAGGUCUUCUGGCUGACCUCCCUGUGAAGGCCCGAGAAGGCAGGCAGCCCCGCAGGGUGGGGCCUGACCUCUCCCGCCGCAUCUGUCUCUUCCUGACCACUGCCAACCCUGACCUUCUGCUGGAUCUGGGCUUCUGACCACGCCUGCAGGAGGAUCCAUGGGACUUUUUCUCGUGCCCAUCAGCAGGACAGAAUGCAGCAUCCCCAGGGAUUGAGCAGACCCUGAGGGGCAGGCAAGGGGGUGGGACCCCAGGGAGCUUACUUUCAGCCUGAGGUGGAUUUGGUCCCUGGUGGUCAGGUGUGAGCUCCAGGGGAGGGGAGGGAAGAGGAGGAGUGGAGGAAGCUCUAUGAUGAACAGAAGGGCAUGGUUUCCCACAGCCUGGAGGCAGCAGAGACCCUAGCUGCUGCCUACAGG
Molecule: messenger RNA, 1474 nt
Organism: Castor canadensis (American beaver)
Lineage: Eukaryota; Metazoa; Chordata; Mammalia; Rodentia; Castoridae
Gene: Eme2
Product: essential meiotic structure-specific endonuclease subunit 2
Biological process (GO): double-strand break repair; mitotic intra-S DNA damage checkpoint signaling; resolution of meiotic recombination intermediates
Cellular component (GO): Holliday junction resolvase complex; nucleus
Molecular function (GO): crossover junction DNA endonuclease activity; DNA binding
Source: RefSeq, a predicted model, not a curated record